Aspergillus costaricaensis CBS 115574 is the source of this 669-nucleotide messenger RNA. RefSeq lists its product as uncharacterized. NCBI's taxonomy places the organism in Eukaryota, Fungi, Ascomycota, Eurotiomycetes, Eurotiales, Aspergillaceae. The record is from RefSeq and is a predicted model, not a curated record. The coding region runs from base 1 to 669 and encodes 222 amino acids. The transcript has 2 exons.
AUGCGCGACCGAGAAUGGUCUCCUUUUUUACAUGACGACGAACUUCGCAACCAUCGACUGACCUAUAUGGGGCUUAGUGGGAUGGAUUAUCUGUCCACCCGACUUCAUAACCUGAGUAUGCGGCUAAAGUCACUCACUUUGAGUCAUAUCCGGAUUAGCAAGGCUCUUUUUUGGCCAUCGGCGGAAAACAGUACCAAUGCUCCUUACUGGCCGAAACUCGAACGGCUUCUAGUACUCAAUGUGCCUCCAUACAACGAAGAUGGGUCCCCAUUACUUGGCCUUGAUCCUCCACUAACCCGUGAAGCUGCAGUUCGGGAGUCGCUGGCAAACCCUCCGCCGAAGGACAGGUAUUCUGACCGGCGGGAAUACAUCAAAAGUGCCGACCUUGGUAUUCUCUAUCGGGCCAUGGGCACAGCAGCGCAGCGAAUGCCGCGACUACAAAUCAUGGGGCUCUCACUUCUUAAUUAUCGUACGGGAGAAGAAAGUAAUGAGUCUUUAGAGUUCAGUCGGGAUAAGAGCGCCAGGAUUGCCCAUUUGAGGAUCAAUACGCAGUGGGGAUAUCGGCCUGGGAUGGAGGUGAUCUCCGCUUGGGGCUUGGAGGGAGCAGUGGCUGAGGAGUUUUAUGAAACUAUGGAUGUUUUCGUGCCAUGGUAUGUAGAGGCACAGUAG